GGUAAUUUUUUUAUUCGAUAGUCACAUAAGCCGAUAGACCGAUAUUGCUGCUUCAAUUGUCCUUCUCUUCUCAGAUUUCCCAUCACUGCCAUCAACGUGCUCUCUUUUCUUUAUAUUACUUUUAUCAAUGCGCAAGAAAAAUAAAUCAAAGGGAAAGGAAAACAAAGACGCGCAAUAUGAGUGAUCUUGAGGAGAUGGACAGCGAAAGGCUGAAUGAGCUAGAAUCGAUCCUAUAUGCCUCAAUCCACUACAGCGAUGGAACUGGCGAACACACUGCCGCGGAUCAGCCUGCGAUGGAGUCACCUACUGACCAGGAUACCAAGAGCAUGCCACCGCCAACACAACAGAAACAUCAAAAUCCUGGCCAGCGUUUUGUCAGCGGAACACGAGUAGUGAACAACAAAAAUGCGGGUCAUAAGCAGAGGCCACGCUAUUGGGCAGAGGGAGCAGGCGCUGAGGGGCAGGUGAUGCAGGCGGACAAACAGCAGGCGACCACAAACAAAACAAUCCCAGAUGAUGAACCUUUAGCCCCGGUACCACCAAAGGAUAUUGAAAGACCAAACGAUAAAAGCCCAUCGGUGACACAAAAAAAAGAAAUACCUAACCAACCAAAACCAGUAAAGCAGUCUUUAGUACUUCAGCAAAAUCAACAGCUAAAAGAGCAGCAAAUUCAUGAACCCAACCAUCAGGAGCUUAAGAAGCAGCAAAAUUCACAACAGAGACAGCAACAAAAUCAGAAGCCAAAGCAGCAACAAAAUCCGAAGCAGUCGCCAGUAGUACAAAAACCAAAACCGCAGGCUACCACACCCACCAAAGUCAACUAUGAAGCCUACGAAGAAGAACGUUUGGACCAGAGGCUCCUUGUUGCUAUCCCACCGAAUUGUUCACCCAAAAGGGAGAGUAAACCGCAUCAAAAGGGGCAGCAGCAACAGCAAAACAAACAGCAGAAGAAGAAACAACAGAACAAACAACAGCAGCAUCAAGGACCUGGACCUUUUGGCAAGGCCAAUCGCAAGUUGGAGCUGAUGCAGCGGCUAGAAGGCAAAAAACAGAAAUCUAAGCAAGCACAGUUGAAUAAAAAGCAACGAAAGGGUCAAUCUUCACCGAUUGACUUUGUCGAUCUUGCAGAGAGCAGCCUAUCCUCCAACGACGAUGUGGUGCACGUCCCUUUGCCCCCAGAACCUAUCAUCGAUUUGGAUACAAGCGAUGGAGAGCAUACUACUACACCAUCUGAACUGUUUUACGAGGAGAAUGCUAUGGAUGCUUCGGACAUGAGGAUUGGUUCGACUUGUACCUCUGAACCGGAGGCGACGGCAGUCGUAACUGGCAGUAUCACACCAUCUAUGCAUUCGCCUUGCUGUUCCGUUAUGUCCAGUGAUGACUUUAUAGUACAGAAGGAUACCAGCCGCUUUUUGGCAGAACGUGAAGAUGCCAAUGAUGAUGAUCUCCUUGUGCUGACAGAAAAGGCGAUAAGGGAAACAAUCGGUCAAGAAGGCCAAGAUAAAGAGGCUUUGGAAGAAACACCUCAAGAUCAUGAACGAAAUCCCACUGUUGAUUCGUCCUCGGAAUACGAAUUUGUGCCACCUUCGCGUCUGGAGCAGAUUAAGCAGAACUUUCGUGUGGAUGAACAGCAAUUUCGGGCUUUAGACGUUUACGAGAGUGAAUCUGAUCUCACUGAGAGCGGCAUCUACUCGAAAGCCAAGAGCAAGGUCGUACCAACUAUCAUACGCAGCAUAGACUCUCCAUCAGACUGCUCGUCAGUGGAGGUUGUGGAGGCUAGCGUGCAAAAGACUAAGCGUCUGCGCAAACGCUCCUGUUCAACUAACAAUCACAGUCAGUCGGACGCAAACAACGAGGAUGGAGUGGAUGAUACAGACAGUGACGAUGGAGUUCAUUCUACUGGAGUUCCUGGUAUAUCCCGUGGCAUGGCAGUAGAGCGAUGCAAGCGUAAAAUCCGCAGAAUCAGCGCUAGACAAAACUCGGAUGAAAUGCCGAAGAAGGCUUCACGCAUCCAAAAGCAAAGGGUUUCUGCGAGUCAGGAAGGUAGUUCUGAGCCCACUUCCGAGGACGAACUGCCCAGUGCUAGGGAUAUUGCUGAACGAUUGCUUAAUCAGAAGGAAAGGCAAGAUAGAGAUCAGUUACAAGAAACUACUGCUGAUGCUGUGAACAGCGUGUCUUUAGAUUCCGAAGCAGAUUGCCAAGCAGAAGCAGAACCCCACGAUUCAAUAUCAGAUCGCUUAACGGCGGUAUUUGAGCGCAUUGAUGCCCAAGCCCGAAAAUCUGUGGAUGAAGAACAAAUGGAUGCCAGUGGAUACUUAUCUGAUGAAGAAGAUUCCCUAGAUAAAACCGCAGAUACAACGGUACGAUCGGAGGAGGAUGUAGAGGUCUCCCAUGAACUUGAAGAGGCGGAUCUGGAUAAAAACGAUGUAGAAGUGACGAUGGAGGACCCGGCUAUCAAAGUGGAACACAACUUGUCGACUCUAAAUGACGACAGUCUGCCCAAGAGUGGGGAACUCAUUGGCUGGAACGAGGAGAUGUGCCGCUUUUACAACGACAGCUGGAAUGGAGAAAACUUCUCUGUGCAUAAGCUGCAAAAAAGAAUGAAUGGACAUCGCCAAGACUGGAGGCUCAACAAUGCAGAUAGAUAUCCGGUAGUAAGACCCCGCUCCCACUCCAAGUGCACGAACUGCUUUGAGAUGGGUCACGUGCGGUCCAAGUGCCCGCGUCCCCGUAAGCCACUCGUUUGCGCUAUAUGCGGCACCGUGGGGCAUGCCGAACCUCGCUGUCCCAAUGCUAUAUGUUUUGGGUGCGGGUCAAAGCAGGCGAUUUACGUGCAACAGUGCAACAAGUGCUCCUUUCACAGCCGCCUGGUAUGCCAGUUGUGUAAGAUGAGGGGUCACGGCCAGGAUCACUGCCCAGAUAAAUGGCGACGCUAUCACUCUACGACUCGAUCCAACGUGGAACUGGAUAGCAGGGUGCAUUACAGGAACGUACAGUGCAGCUACUGCGCCGGACGACAUCUUUUCGAGAAUUGCCGACAACGGCUUGGUGACUUUCGUGCCAAUAACUAUACUAGCCAUAUUGUGUCGCAUCAAAAGAUUUACCAGAAUCGGGGUGGACCCAUAGGAUACCUUGGUGAUUUGUCCAGUUUCUUUACCAUCGAAACUCCCUUUCACUUUAAAUGGGAUAGUCCGAAUAUGCCCAAAAAUAGUUACUAUUCAAAGUUUCUUAUCCAUGUAAACUUGGCUACAUCACAACCAAUCAAAAGGAAGUCAACUACUGCUUUGGCGGAAAUUCCAAAGAAGUUUUUUACCAAUGACUAUGUGCCCAAUGCCCAAGUUAAGGCAGCUCAAGGGGACGCCUCCACCGAGGCGUCUAGGAAAUCGCUUACGAAGCCAAAUAAGCAGCCUGUUGUGCAAGAAAUUGUUGAUUUGGAACCAAAAGAGAUACAGCCGAAGGAGAAGCAACCUGAUAAACCUCUGCUAAAUGAGAAGGAACCUAGAGAAGAUAUAUCUAAAGAGGUGCAAGUUGAUAACAAGAAACCUACAGACCCGCCUAAUAAGGAAGAUUCGUCGGUUUCCAUUCAGGGUGAAGAGAUCACUUCCAAUUUUCAUACCUCAUUCGAGACCGACAAUACGAAGCCGGCAGUGACACCCCAUGAGAUAGACUCGGAUUCGAAUUACAGUUUUUCUGAACACUUUGAUGUGCCCAGCUCGACAACAAGUGAGAAACCUCAGCAAAACAAUUCCCUGUCUAAUCUGCCCGAUGUUAUACCCCUAAGUUCAACUUUGGAUGACGAGUUUGAACUCUCCUCCAACGUUCAGGGAAUUUCCAUGUGUAUCAACUCCAGCAACGGUGGCCGUCGUAGUGACAAGGAUCCUCAGCCGGACUCCAGUGAUGACCUUCCCGAUAUGCCAAGUGAGGGCAAGAUUAUCAUGGCGCGCGACCAAUCCGAGUACCUUUUCAGUCCCGAGGGCUGGGAUUUCCUGGCAACGGCCGCCAAACAGUGCCAAGUAACUGUACGCAUGGACUUCAAGGAAUAUGGGUAUGUGCUGGUCAUUUAUGGCUUAAAAAAGAACCAGGAAGAACUGCAAUUAAAACUGUUGCAUAGAAACCAGGAGGUUAAGCGCAAGAGCAUUGAGUUCCAGAGCCAGAAACCACCAAAACGGAUCGAUGUGCUUAUCCGCUUUAUGCGAGAUGGGAUCAAUAGUCUAAGCAGCAAUCUGGGCAAAGCCAAGAACCACUAUAUGCGCAUCAAGGAGCUAGAGGCGUUGAAUACAAGAAAUGGCUUUAAAAUGGCAGAAAAAAGGCGUCGAAAUCUUAAUAUGAUAUUAGUUGGCCAGGCGGGACUAGUAAAUGGCAAGUCCCAUCUUGAUCAGUUGCUGGUUUUGUUGCGUCGCCUAAUCGAUGACUUCUCGCCGGAUGAUAACGCCACGCCAGAAAUGCGCAACGAAAUAGAGGAGCAUUGGCGCAUGAUUUUCACCGCCUAUCCACAUCCGAAUUACGAUUCUUUACUUACCAGCUAUGCGCGUCUGGGUCAGAAGAAUCGUCUGCCCUCGAUGCACAUUGACCCCUUGCUUCUGGGAUUGCAGCCAACGAAAACCCAGAGCCAGCCUCAGUCACCAACUAAACGGCCCCCUUCGCCAACUCCUUCACCGCCGGAAUGGCAGCAUAUGGCUCCUCCACCACCUCCGAAAAUGUUGAAGAAAAAACAGCGUCAGGGUCAGGGGCAACAGCAACAGCAACAACAGGCGCAGCAGCAACAGAAUCAACAACAGCAGCAUCAGCUACGUGUGCAACAGCAACAACAAAACCAACAGCAACGGUUGCAACAACAACAACAAAAUCAACAACAGCAGAAUCAGCAGCGUUUGCAACAGCAACGACUGCAACAGCAGCAGAACCAGCAUCGUUUGCAACAAAACCAACAGGAACGCUUACAGCAACAGCAGCAGAACCAGCAUCGUUUUCAACAAAACCAACAGGAACGCUUACAGCAACAGCAGCAGAACCAGCAUCGUUUGCAACAAAACCAACAGGAACGCUUACAGCAACAGCAUCAGAAUCAGCAACGAUUGUCACAGCAACAGCAAAACAAUCAGCGGUUGCAACACCAGAGACAACAGCAGCAACGUACGCAUCAGCAAAAUCAGCAGCAAAGUCUGCAACAGCAGCAACAAAACAACCAGCAACAGCAAUUUCGACGUCCUCAGAUCAAACAGAUGCCCUUUAACAAUCCCGAGCAACGAUCCCGAGCCGAUCUGCAGCUGCGCCAGGCUCUCAAUCCGGAGUGCGCCCGCUUGCUGUCUGAGAUGGACAACGAACGUGGUAGCAUCAACAAGGACGCGAACAAACCGUCCAUGUUUUGGUCACGCGAAUCGCUGAAGUACCUCGACGAUCUUUUCAAGAUGACCUCCAAUGUGGACACCGUGCAUCGCCUCAACCGGGUGCUUGAGCGAUCACAGCGUGGUCAGCUGUCGCACAACGACUACCGUGCCGUUAUUCGACUGCACUCUCUAUUGUGCAACUGAUGGUUGGCCACGGCCUUUGGGGUUUUUCAUAGGGGGGUCACUUUCGUUUUGUUUAACAAAUGCCAACAGAUUUCACAAUGGGUAUCUGAAAGAUAUUACCCAAAAACCGAAUAAAUACAUUACUGACUAUUUUCAAAAUA
Drosophila eugracilis is the source of this 5671-nucleotide messenger RNA. RefSeq lists its product as uncharacterized. Gene Ontology annotation, molecular function: zinc ion binding; nucleic acid binding. The coding region runs from base 177 to 5531 and encodes 1784 amino acids. Lineage: Eukaryota; Metazoa; Arthropoda; Insecta; Diptera; Drosophilidae. The record is from RefSeq and is a predicted model, not a curated record. The transcript has 6 exons.